Messenger RNA from Engraulis encrasicolus (European anchovy), 4462 nucleotides. RefSeq names its product TRPM8 channel-associated factor homolog. Lineage: Eukaryota; Metazoa; Chordata; Actinopteri; Clupeiformes; Engraulidae. Gene Ontology annotation, biological process: positive regulation of protein targeting to membrane. The coding region runs from base 373 to 3111 and encodes 912 amino acids. Gene Ontology annotation, molecular function: transmembrane transporter binding. Gene Ontology annotation, cellular component: plasma membrane. The record is from RefSeq and is a predicted model, not a curated record. The transcript is spliced from 15 exons.
CCCACAGUGUUGACUUGGUAGGUCCAUAUCCUGGAGAGGUGGGAUCUAUCUAAAGAGAAGGGUGUGUCCUAGUGUGUCUGAGUGUGGCGUGCUCUACUGUGCUUUCCUGGUCUGGGGAGUUUUCCACUUCAAGCCACGGUGCACUGGUGCCCCUCCUAAAGCUGGAACAAGCAGGCGAUUGGAUGAUUCCUGGUCCACCCUGACAACUGACUCCUCUCCCCACACUCUUCAGACUGUAGGCCAGUGUUUCUAGCUUUUGCAUUACUCACCUGGGAGGAGAACUGUAGCCUACUGGCAUCAGGAGUGCCAAAGAAAAGGAAAGGGAAGUGAGCUUCGCCACCCACAGACAUCACCACCAUCACCAUCAGCACCAUGGCGCGUGAAGAGGCCUACUUCAGACUCAUGGGCGGCAUCCAGCAGCUGGAGUUCAAGGAGGGCUGCGUGCCCAGUGACCUGGUGCUGAUCGGAGACCACGCCUUCCCCCUGGCCAUGAACCCCCGCGGACAGGUCCUGAUGGCUGCCUCCAGCUACGGGCAAGGCCGCAUUGUGGCCCUCGGACACGAGAAGCACCUCACAGACUUCCCUGCCGUGGUGAUGAACGCACUGAGGUGGCUGGUGGCGUCCCCCGACAGAAGUGAGGUGGGCGUCCACCCGUCUUGCAAGGCAGUGGCUGACAACCUGAGCUACUCUGGCGUCAAGGCCCGAAUGUGCGAGGUGGUGGACGCGGGUCUCGGAGUGUACGUGACUGAUGCGUACAGUGUGGCCACUCAUGAGAAGGAGCUGGUGAGCUUCCUGAAGGGUGGGGGAGGGCUGCUGGUGGCUGGCCAGGCCUGGAGCUGGGCGGAGAAGAACCCCGGCGAGAACUCCAUGCUCGGUUUCCCCGGCAACAAGGUGUGCAGCGUGGCCGGGAUCUACUUCUCGGAACACUACGGGGAGGUCGGGACGUUCCCCGUGCCCCACCAGAUCCCCUCCAGCUGGCUGGCUGUUUCAAUUGGAAAAGAUUUCAAGGACGACUUUGAGUUCCUGCUGAAGGGCGUGUCGGAGUUCGACAUUCAGGGUGGCGCGGUGGCCUCAGAGGUGCUGGUGCACGGCCCCCUCUCCUUCCCCAUCGGGGUGACGCCGGACGGCCGAGCCUUCAUCGCCGGGGCGUACUACGGGCAGGGCCGCGUCAUCGUGACCACGCACGAGGGCUUCUUGGGACGCGACUCGCUCUCGCCCUUCUUCGCCAACGCCCUGCGCUGGCUGGACGAGGGCCGCGGUGGCACGGUGGGCGUGGAGCCACGCCUCAAGAACACCGUGCCCUCCCUCUCCAAGUCAGGCCUGAAGUGCCAGGUGACAGACUUCAAGGAGGACCUGAGCGUGUACGUGUGCACGUCGUACAGCGACGCCCGCUGCCAGGACAUCCAGGACUUUGUGGCGGAGGGCGGCGGGCUGCUGAUCGGCGGGCACGCCUGGUACUGGGCGCAGUCACACAGCGGGCAGAACGCCAUGACCGGUUACCCUGGCAACCACAUCCUCAACAAGAUGGGGCUCUGCAUUCUGGGCGAUACACUGAAAGCGGGGCUCUACAAGGUGCCCGACCUGGAGAAGGCCUGCUCCGAGGCCUACCACUUCCGGGGCCUGCUCCGGCGCUUCGCCAGCCACGUGACGGAGGGCAAGAGCCUGACACAGCACGAGCAGGGCUGCCUGAAGAAGCUGGGCAGCGACUGCGGCCACUACCUGGCCAUGGAGAACCACGGCUGUGCCGCCUACACCUCCAUGGUGACCAUGCUGACGGACAUGGUGAAGCAGGCCGGCGUGCCCCAGGUGUGCCACAAAUGCCCGGUCAAGAGCGCCAAGGACCACCUGCUGCUCAAUGUGGGCUCGCAGGUCUACAAGGUGUGCAAGGACCCUGAUGCCCUGCUGCCCUUCAUCAUCAAAGAGCAGCCGUCUCUGCCAGUUGUGUACAACACCAAAGUGCCCAUCAGUGUAAACGCUGCAGGAGGCCAGGAGUGGGUGAGCACGGGUCUCUACCUCUGCCCAGGAAUGAGGACGUACAUGUCAAUGCCACCAGAGAUCGUAGGCAAGGGCUGGAAGGUUCAGAUUGGCUGUCAGACCGAUUACAUAGGGAAUUCCAAUGAGCUGAAGCGAGCGCCGAGGGUGUGCGAGUGCUUCCCCGUGGACAAGGAGAUGGUGCUGGUGAACAACCUGUGGGGGGGGCUGGUCUACCUCAUCGCCCCCGGCAAGAGCAAGGUGGAAGCCGCCGAGGUGGUGGUGCAGAUCGCAGUCCAGGCACCUUACUACAAGUCUGGGGUGACAACGGUGGAGGACUGGGUGCAGCGUGUCCGUCAGGCCCCCGCCCCCUGGGCGGAGCUGGAGUUUGAGAACAUCAUCCUGACGCUGCACUCGGAGUUCAUCCGCAAGCUGGACCGCCCGGACGAGGUGGCCGCGCUGUGGGACGGCAUCAUGAAGGGCAUCGCUGACCUCGCCGCCAAACCACACAAGUUCCCGCGCAAGGAGCGCUUCGUGGCCGACGUACAGAUCUCUCACGGCUUCAUGCAUGCAGGCUACCCGGUGAUGAUGCACAGCUCGUCAGCGGCGGGCCUGGUCAACCCCAAGUCGGCGCGCACGUCCGGCCUGUGGGGCGCCGUCCACGAGCUGGGCCACAACCAGCAGCGCGGCGUCUGGGAGUUCCCCCCGCACACCACCGAGUGCACCUGCAACCUCUGGUCCGUCUAUGUGCAUGAGAACGUGCUGGGAUUGGACCGCUCCAAGGCGCACCCCAACAUGACCAAGGAGAAGAGGCAGGGCCGCGCGCGAGACUAUGCCAAGGGAGGCCGGCAGCUGGGCAAGUGGUCCGUCUGGACGGCACUGGAGACCUACAUGCAGCUCCAAGACACGUUUGGCUGGGACGCGUUCAAGCAGGUGUUCAAGGAGUACCACAGCAUGACGGGGGUCCCUAACAACAACAAGGGCAAGAUGAACACGUACGCGGAGACCUUCUCCAAGGUGGUCAACAAGAACCUGGCUCCCUUCUUCAAGGCCUGGGGGUGGCCCAUAGAGCCCAGCACGGAACAGAAGCUGGCCAGCCUGCCGGCCUGGAGUGACCACCCCAUGGCCCAGUACGCAUGAACAGUGCAUGAAGAACAACAGGCAGCGUAACAGUGCUGGGUGGGUUGGGGUAUGCUAUUCCAUGUACAGUAAUUUUUUUUAGGGACCAGCCCAUAUACAUUGGCAGGGAAGUGUAUGAAGUAGAAGUAAAAGUACUCUUACUGUUGAAAUUACAACACCACACUGUAAAACAUUGCAGCCAGUUAAAUGUAAAAAGUAAGUUGCCCUGCUGCCUUAAGUUUGCAAGUUAACUCAGAGACGAUCUACUGUAAAUGCAGAAUAGAGAAUCUUCGGUUAACUCAGAUUGAGGUUUAUAGCCUCAAGUUGAGUUAACUUACAAACUGAAGGCAGCAGGGCAACUUACCUUUUUACGUUUAACUGGCUGCAAUGUUUUACAGUGUAGAACAUGAUCUUACAAAACUUCUGUUUAUGCAGCAGUUAUUGCAAUGUACCUAAGAAGGUCGAUACACUGAAAGAGUACUUCUUCUUUAACUUUGUAUAUCUCUGAGUGUAAGUUAGGUCAAAGUGAUGGGCAACCUGGAGUCACACCUGAACUUCCUCUUUCUUGAGUUUACAUUAUUAGAGCAUGCCUGUUUGUAAAAAUGGAUUGUAUAAUUUGAUUGUAUUGAGUGAUUGUAUAAUACAGAUUGACGAAUCUAUAAAAUAUAUUUAGCACUUUGGUUAUUGACAUUAUGUGGAUGAAUUGAGAAUGGUGAAAUAUCAUAUUUAUAAAAUUAUAUAUAUAUUUAAUAUAUAUAUAGUUUGUGCCUUGAGUAGACAUAGACAUUGCACUAAAUUGGAACAUGGUUUUGGUUAUUAUGGGGUCACAUGACCCUGAUGUCACUAUAUAGGUUUGUCUAGAGAGACUAAGCCCUGAUGAAGACCUGCAUGGUGGAAACAUGUCUGCUCUUUUAAUCAUGAUUUAGCCAUAAGUUAAUGAAGCCCAUAUAAUUCCCUUCUUUCUUUGUUUACUUGGAGUUGCCUGGAUUUACCUUUUUUGCUGAAUUUAACUGACCCCCUUCACCCAAUGUAUUUGUGAGGAAACUGCUACUGUUUGAGCUACCAGCCAUCUUUUGUAAAAAGUUGUUUUUGGUUGUUUGAUUGAAACUUGGGCCUUUGGCAAUAUUGAACUGAAUUGUAGGGAGGUGCACAACGGCAUGACUAUCAAUACUAUGCACUGUUACACAUUUCAUGCUGCACCUGAUGUGACACUAUGAUUCCUAAGAGACCUUCUGCCUUCUACAGAAUCUCUGCCUUUUCAUACGAUCUGUUAUGCUGAUUAUGUUAUGUUUCUUAUCACAUCUUGUAUUUGUUUACUGCUUUGGGCGAGACUGUCGAAAAUAAUUACAAUAAAAUCAUAAUUUAAUUGAAA